This is a messenger RNA of Hemicordylus capensis (graceful crag lizard), 1777 nucleotides long. It is a transcript of the gene IGFBP7, whose product is annotated as insulin like growth factor binding protein 7. Gene Ontology annotation, biological process: regulation of cell growth; regulation of signal transduction. Gene Ontology annotation, cellular component: extracellular region. Gene Ontology annotation, molecular function: insulin-like growth factor binding. NCBI's taxonomy places the organism in Eukaryota, Metazoa, Chordata, Lepidosauria, Squamata, Cordylidae. The record is from RefSeq and is a predicted model, not a curated record. The transcript has 4 exons. The coding region runs from base 270 to 1136 and encodes 288 amino acids.
CGUGGGGGGGGAAACACGUCGUUUUGUCCAUCCUGAGCAGACUACCGCCAGCCAACCUAACGGGAUGUGACCCCGAAUUCUAGUCUAAACACAGAGAGGCUGAACGAGAGCCCUCUCUCCGCAUCUCUCUUCGCGAUGCGUGCGAGCGGAGGGGUGGAGUCUCCAGGCCAGGGUCUUUCGAGUUCGUCCGUCGGAAGACGACAGCAACGAAAGAGCCCCAACCAGAAGCAGCAGCCCCUCUCCAGCGUCGCCCAAGCUGCCCCACAAAGAUGUCGGGUCUCUGGUUCGCCCUGUCUUGCUUGCUGCUGACCUGCUGCAGCUCGGCGUCCCUCAAGGAGCCGGCCGCUUCUUCCGCCGCCAGCUGCCCGCCCUGCACGCCCGCGGAGUGCGCAGCGCUGCCGGCCCGGGGCUGCCCGCUGGGCAAGGUGCGCGACAGCUGCGGCUGCUGCUGGCAAUGCGCGCGCGGCGAGGGCGAGGCGUGCGGCAUGGGAGCCGCCGCCGCCGCCGCUGCAGCCGGGCCCGCCGUCGGGUGGGGACGCUGCGCAGCGGGCCUGGAGUGCCGCCGAAGGCGCAAAGGCCAGGCCGGCGUCUGCGUCUGCAAGAGCCGCUACCCGGUGUGCGGCACCGACGGCCUCACCUACCCCAGCGCCUGCCAGCUGCGGGCGGCCAGCCUGCGCUCCGAGAGCCGAGGCGAACGCCCCGUCGAGCAACGCAACAAGGGGCCUUGCGAGCAAGGACCAUCUAUUGUGACUCCCCCGAAAGACACCUGGAAUGUCACUGGGGCCCAGCUUUUCCUGAGCUGUGAGGUCAUCGGCGUUCCAACCCCAGUACUCACCUGGAACAAGAUAACAAGAGGACAAUAUGGAGUACAAAGGAUGGAGCUUCUUCCAGGAGACCGGGACAAUUUAGCCAUCCAGACACGUGGUGGUCCCGAGAAACAUGAAGUGACAGGGUGGGUAUUGUUCCCAGCUUGUAUAUGGGAUAGCAACUGCAAGAUCGGAUCUACAGACAUUGGAUGUUAUGUAUGCAGGCCCUGUGCAAAUGUUACAUCCACAUAUGGAUAUGCCGAAAGCCUGGAGGCACCCCGUGGGAAGGUAGGGAGGAUCACAGAGGAUAUUAUCCUCUGUGCCCUGUGAAUGUUUUUGCACACUGGUGCUAUGUAAAUCCUUGACAAAAGUGAAGAAAGCAAUUGUAUUUUUGGCAUCACCAGGAAUCUGAAUUGCAAGGAUUGUGGAGCUCACGUUGCUUGAUUGUUCCCUGUUUCAUGGGGAGGUAAAUUUUGACUGUGAUGGAGUUAUGUACAUUGCAGCCCAUCACAGCUGAACCCUCUUCUGUGCUAGCUGACAGAGUUGCAUUGCCUUUGUCUCCAGCUGCCUAUUCCUGGAACCACUGUCAGGUUAGAUGCAAACCCUUCUCUACAACACAGAAGUUGUCUAUCAUUUCUGAUUAAACAAUCCUUAAAAGCUGGGGUGGUACAUAUCUUUCCAGUUUCUGCCCUCUUCCUGUACCUAAAAGGAUCUUCUUUAUAUAUAUUUCUCUAAGGCAUACCCGUGGCUAAUCUCAUGUGUGGCAGCUCUCGCGAGAGUUCGGAGAGCUGCCGGAUAGCCAUGGUAUGGGUGGAGGGAAUAAAAUAGCCACUGGCUGAAGAAAACGGCAGCUGGCAGGCGGGGAAACAGAUGACCAGCAGGCGGGCAGGAAAGGACGAAGGGGACAGGAGGGGAAGGACGAAGACAGGGGAUGGGCAAGGAAACAGACUGCCAGUGGGCAGGGAAGGAAG